CGCUAAACUUUCUCUCACUAAAAUCUCUCACACAAAAAUUUCCUCUUUAUUUUUCUCAAUAUAAUUUAUAUUUUACAAAAUCAGAAUAAAGUCUAAGAACCACAGCCAUUGGAUCAAAUGUCACAUUACAGAAAUCUGAGCCGUAGAUUAAACCAAAAUCAGCAAUGCCGGAGGCGAUGAUGAUGUUAUGAAACCGCGCAUGCAGAAUCAUUAGUCAGAUUUGAUUUGAACCAAUGGCGAAGCUGUUUGAUUUCAACCAAACUACAACUGGGUUUUGAAGGAGAAUAAAUAAAAACCAAAAUUAAAGGUUUUUUUAUUUUGAAAGUGAUGUCUGAUUUAGUGGCCCGCACUGGCCGACAUCAGCAGCGCUACGAGAGCGGUUGUCGUCUUGUCGCCGGGUGCAUUCCAUUUAGGUAUAGAAAUUAUGAUGAAAAUGGUGAUGCCAAUGCUGAAAAGAUUGUUGAGGUUCUUAUGAUUAACUCAACUAGUGGACCGGGUCUCUUGUUCCCGAAGGGUGGAUGGGAGAAUGAUGAAACUGUUGAAGAGGCUGCAGUGAGGGAAGCCAUUGAAGAAGCUGGAGUUCGAGGUGAUCUAAUGGAUUUCAUAGGGGACUAUCACUUCAAGAGUAAAACACUUCAAGACGAGUGUUGCCCAGAAGGUUUAUGUAAAGCUUCAAUGUUCAGUUUGUACGUAAAAGAGGAGCUCGAGUCAUGGCCAGAGCAGAGCACCCGAAAGAGAAGUUGGUUACCCAUUGCUGAAGCUGUCGACAAUUGCCGACAUAAAUGGAUGGAAGAGGCCCUUAAACAGUUUUCUACUCAGCUUCCAAAUAAGAUGUAAACUAUAGAUAAGGAACCGCCAGUGAAGAUCGAAAAAAUUUCAUGCUCACACAGAUUACUGAUAUCUGUUGCAGCAAUUUUCUUAAUGUCUCCUCUUUAGUAAACAAUAUAGCAGUUUAAACCUUAGGAUCACAAUUUUUUGGUGUAUGUUUUUAGAGACUUGUCAAAGUUAAAAAUUUUAAUCCUUCACCAUUUGUUCCAGAAA
Mercurialis annua (annual mercury) is the source of this 1041-nucleotide messenger RNA. RefSeq names its product nudix hydrolase 16, mitochondrial. Lineage: Eukaryota; Viridiplantae; Streptophyta; Magnoliopsida; Malpighiales; Euphorbiaceae. The transcript is spliced from 4 exons. Gene Ontology annotation, molecular function: pyrophosphatase activity. The coding region runs from base 328 to 837 and encodes 169 amino acids. Gene Ontology annotation, cellular component: cytoplasm; nucleus. The record is from RefSeq and is a predicted model, not a curated record.